AUUGAGUGACGUAUCGCUGUACCGUGGUCCCCUAGGUUUAAAAAAAACAAAACACCACCCAAAAACAAACAAACAAACAAACCCCCAAAAUUCCCCAAAACCAAGAAACCAAAAACUUCUUCUAAAAUUGCCAGGUCCAGUUUGGUAUAGCAACAAGGUGAAUACAGUGGCUUGGGAAAACAGCAGGGUUCCAAGAAUAACCUUUUCACCAGUCCCAUGGCAAGUAAAUAUUUGAACAGUCUGCUCAGUGCAAGAAGAGUGAGACUUGCUUUUAAUGCAGAAGACUGGUGGCGGUUAAUCUUUUAACAGGGCAGAUGGAAAUCAAUUGCUGAGUGAACGAAUUUACGGAAAUUCUUGGAUCCCUGAAUAGAAUGUUCUUAGCAAGUAAAAGACAGUAUCACAGUCUGCGGUGUCAUUCUAAAAUAAGCUCUUGUGUUCUUCUGUCCUAGUUGUUUAAUAAGGAAAUGUCAAUUAUUAUGCAAAAUUUUUAUCGAUUAGUGUAGUGAUGUGUUUUACCUAAACCAGCAGCAAAUGAAUACUGUCUUUUUUUUUUUUUUUUUUCACCAAAUGGUGGUGAAGUGUUAACAUUAUGCAUGCUUUAGUACUGGUUUUUCAAGAAAUGUAUAUUAAGUCGCUUAGGAAUUGUACUUUCGAUGUAACUGAUGUGAUUAAACUGUAAAGCAAGUAUAUAAAUUAUAUAGCAGCUAUUGUUAGUCUAUUCUGCAGUGUUUAUUACAACCAUGUCAUGAAUUUUGGAUGAGCAUUUGUAAGUUUUAAGAGGUAUAUUUAGUUUAUGUAAUAUUUAGCAGUUACGUUAAAAUCUUGAAGAGAAAUUUGUAAAUUGUUAUGUUAAAAUUCUUGUGUCCUGGUUUAACAUGGAUAUUUUCCAUGUAAACAGGUAUGGAAAUAGGGAAUGUUUAGGCUGGACUGGUGGAUUAUUGCUGACUUUCUUGGGAGUCGACGUUACUAAAGCAGUGUGAAUCCCUGUUUGCUUCAGGGCGAGAUGUGUGACAGAGGUGACAUCAAGCUCUUACAACCCUUCAACGAAAAUGAGCGAAGAUCUCGGGAAUGGCAUCGGUCACAGGAAAUCCAUAGUGGCUGGCUGCUAGCGUAGCCACUGGGGCUUAGGCAGAGAUAGAGCCUUGGUACUGAUCAGAGGGGCACACAAACACAAACCUGAAACUUCCUCUUACAUUUGAUAGAAAUAACAUUUAACCACUUGAGUGCUGAAUUCUACAGGAUAACUUGCUCUCUAAACCAUGAUGAGAACAAAUUGAGCAGUGCCAAUGGCCACGAAGAACGCAGCAAGAAGUAAAAAAAAGAGCAAGAGCCGAAGUCGAAGCCAUGACAGGAAGAGGAGCAGAAGUAAGGAACGCAAGCGGAGCCGAGAUCGGGAAAGGAAAAAGAGCAGAAGCCGGGAAAGGAAACGGAGCAGAAGCAAAGAACGCAGGCGCAGCCGUUCUAGAAGUAGAGAUCGCAGAUUCAGAGGCCGCUAUAGAAGUCCCUAUUCUGGUCCAAAAUUCAACAGUGCCAUCAGAGGGAAGAUUGGUCUGCCUCACAGCAUCAAACUAAGCAGGCGACGCUCCAGAAGCAAAAGUCCCUUCAGAAAAGACAAGAGCCCUGUUAGAGAACCUAUUGAUAAUCUUACCCCUGAAGAGAGGGAUGCUCGAACAGUAUUCUGCAUGCAGCUAGCUGCAAGAAUUCGACCAAGAGACCUGGAAGAAUUUUUCUCUACAGUAGGGAAGGUUCGUGAUGUGCGAAUGAUUUCUGAUAGAAAUUCCAGGCGUUCAAAGGGAAUUGCUUAUGUAGAAUUUGUUGAUGUUAGUUCAGUGCCUCUGGCAAUAGGACUAACUGGACAGAGAGUCUUGGGUGUACCAAUCAUCGUACAAGCAUCACAGGCAGAGAAGAACAGAGCAGCAGCAAUGGCAAAUAACUUGCAGAAGGGCAGUGCUGGUCCGAUGAGGCUCUAUGUGGGAUCAUUACACUUCAACAUAACUGAAGAUAUGCUUCGAGGAAUUUUUGAGCCGUUUGGCAGGAUUGAAAGCAUUCAGCUGAUGAUGGAUAGUGAAACUGGACGCUCAAAAGGAUAUGGAUUUAUUACGUUCUCAGACUCUGAGUGUGCCAAAAAGGCCUUGGAACAACUCAAUGGAUUUGAACUGGCUGGUAGGCCGAUGAAAGUUGGACAUGUAACUGAGCGUACUGAUGCUUCCAGUGCUAGUUCAUUUUUGGACAGUGAUGAGUUGGAACGGACUGGAAUUGACUUGGGAACAACUGGUCGCCUUCAGUUGAUGGCAAGACUUGCAGAAGGUACUGGUUUGCAGAUUCCCCCGGCUGCACAGCAGGCUCUGCAGAUGAGCGGGUCUUUGGCAUUUGGAGCUGUGGCAGAUUUGCAAACGAGACUGUCUCAGCAGAAUGAAGUUCUGGCUGCAGCUGCUUCCGUACAACCACUUGCAACACAGUGCUUCCAACUCUCCAACAUGUUUAAUCCUCAAACUGAAGAAGAAGCUGGCUGGGAUACAGAAAUUAAAGAUGAUGUGAUUGAGGAAUGUAACAAACAUGGAGGAGUUAUCCACAUCUAUGUAGACAAAAACUCAGCUCAGGGCAACGUGUACGUCAAGUGUCCCUCGAUUGCUGCUGCCAUUGCAGCUGUAAAUGCGUUGCAUGGGAGGUGGUUUGCAGGUAAAAUGAUUACAGCAGCGUAUGUACCUCUUCCAACAUACCAUAGCCUUUUCCCAGAUUCUAUGACUGCGACCCAACUACUGGUUCCCGUUCGACGAUGAAGAUGGAUUUAGUCAGUUUUGUACAUAGUUAUUUUUUUGGAGGAAGAUUGAGUUAUCUUUUAUUUAGAUAAAACUAAAGAAAAGGAUUUAAUGUCAUUUUGUGUACACUUCCUGCUACCUUUAAAAAUAAAAUGAAGUAAGCAGAAAUGCAGUGUGUUCAUUCUCCCUAACUAGCAUUUCCACUGUAUACAAAGCUGUUGACUUCUUGUUCUGCCUUGUAAUUCUUGUACAUUUACUAAGGUGAUCUGUAGGAACUGAGAAGUAGCUCAUAGAAAACAAGUUCUCUGUAAAAGGCAGAUGGGACAUAAUGACAUUUUUAAUGUUUCACAAGCCUUUCUUUUAAUGCAGCAAUUACAUUUUACAUUUCACUAAAUGUAGGUGAUCUGCUAAAGGUUGAUACCAGAGAUAGACUGUAUGAAGGGACGUAUUUAGUGUUUUGUAUAAAUGGGAAAUUCAAAAGGCUACUGAAAGCUGACUCCAGGCAGCCACUCAGCUUGCUUUGUGCUGAAUAAUUGGUAAGAAUAGAAGGAUUGAAGGGUUUUAUUUCUUGAUGGUAACUUUUGAUUAAUGUAUCUGUAAAAGUUUCUUUGUAAAUACUGUGUGAGGUGUGUCUAAGUUUCCAAACAAAACGAUCUCUGCAUUUCCAGAUAAGUUUCUAUGUAUGCAGCAUGGUACAGUGAAGGAUUUCAGCCGAGUCUGAAAAUCGGUAGGAAAUACAGAAACAUGUUUUGUUCUGGUUGCAUAUAAUCUUUGCUCUUUUUAAGCUCUGUGAGCUCUGAAAUAUAUUUUUGGGUUACUUCAGUGUGUUUGACAAGACAGCUUGAUAUUUCUAUCAAACAAAGACUUUCAUAUUGCAACAAUCUUUGUAAGAACCACUCAAAUAAAAUUCUCUUAAAAAGGC
Messenger RNA from Grus americana (Whooping crane), 3681 nucleotides. It is a transcript of the gene RBM39, whose product is annotated as RNA binding motif protein 39. NCBI's taxonomy places the organism in Eukaryota, Metazoa, Chordata, Aves, Gruiformes, Gruidae. Bases 1287 to 2780 code for a protein of 497 amino acids. Gene Ontology annotation, biological process: mRNA processing. The transcript has 16 exons. Gene Ontology annotation, cellular component: nucleus. Gene Ontology annotation, molecular function: RNA binding. The record is from RefSeq and is a predicted model, not a curated record.